Messenger RNA from Artibeus jamaicensis (Jamaican fruit-eating bat), 2161 nucleotides. RefSeq names its product KLF transcription factor 1 (gene KLF1). The transcript is spliced from 3 exons. Gene Ontology annotation, molecular function: DNA-binding transcription factor activity, RNA polymerase II-specific; RNA polymerase II cis-regulatory region sequence-specific DNA binding. NCBI's taxonomy places the organism in Eukaryota, Metazoa, Chordata, Mammalia, Chiroptera, Phyllostomidae. Bases 97 to 1185 code for a protein of 362 amino acids. The record is from RefSeq and is a predicted model, not a curated record. Gene Ontology annotation, biological process: regulation of transcription by RNA polymerase II.
AAAGAGGAGCCCUCCACAGGGCCAUUGGAGCCUCAGAACCCACGAGGCCACAGAGGGAGAGGAGGCCUGAGGCCCUUGAGUGGGCACCAGCCAGCCAUGGCCACAGCUGACACCACCUUGCCGUCCAUCAGUACGCUGACCGCCCUAGGCCCCUUUCCAGACACACCAGAAGACUUCCUCAAGUGGUGGCGCUUUGAGGAGGUGCAGGGCUUGGGCCCGGGUCCCCCGGACCCCACCCGGCCGCUCCUCCAUGUGAGGCCCAAGUUGGAGGACGCGCCUGGGGAGAAAGAGGACGACCAUAGGGACGCGGCCCCUGCCUGGGACUUGGAUCUCUUCUUCACCAACCUGCCAGGCCCAGAGCUGAGCGGUGUGCUUCAGACCUGCGCUCUGGCACCGGGCGAAGGUCCCGGGACGCAAUUCCCACCUCAGCCUGAGACCCUGGGCGCGCACGGGGGCGGCCCGGGGCUGGUGCCUGGGCUCUUAAGUCCCGAGGAGCACCCGGGCUGGGCGCGCCCAGCUCCAAGAGCCCCAGCCCCUGACUCCUUCGUGAGCCCAGCCCUGGUCCCGACCCCUGAGCCCAAGGCGCUGCCUCUGCAGCCGGUGUACUCGGGGCCGGGUGUGAGCUCCUCCGGCAGCUACUUUCCGCGGACCGGGCUUUCAGUGCCUGCGGCGCCUGGCUCCCCCUACGGGCUGCUGUCCGGGUACCCAACGCUGUACCCGGCCCAGCAGUACCAAGGUCACUUCCAGCUCUUCCGCGGGCUCCCAACGCCUGCAUCCAGCCCCGCCGCUUCCCCCUCGUUCCUGGAUUGUCUGGGACCCGGAACAUCGGGUGCAGGACUCGGGGUAACCGCAGGAGAUUCAAGAGAAACCGCGGAGACCGCGUCAUCCAAGCGCAGCCGGCGCUCCUGGACCCGAAGGAGGCAGGCGGCGCACACGUGCACUCACCCGGGCUGCGGAAAGAGCUACACCAAGAGCUCACACCUGAAGGCGCAUCUACGGACGCACACGGGGGAGAAGCCUUACGCCUGCACGUGGGACGGCUGCGGCUGGCGGUUCGCGCGCUCGGACGAGCUGACCCGCCACUACCGGAAACACACCGGACAGCGCCCCUUCCGCUGCCAGCUCUGUCCGCGCGCUUUUUCACGCUCCGAUCACCUGGCCUUGCACAUGAAGCGUCACCUUUGAGCUACCCCACGCCCCCUGCCCCUGCCAAUUUGUACCUUCUCAGAAACUGGGGACGGAACAACAGAGGGUCCACACAGGGUGGUUUUCCCUCGGAUGGACUCUCAUCUGACACGCGGCCCUACAGACCUCCUGAAAGACCAAGGGCUGGCCCACAGACAAACCUGGGGCAGCCUCCGACGGAAGCUCCCACAAGUCCCCAGCCACAGGGGCCACACAGAGACUUCCUUAGGGUCAUGCAGACCCAGAGAGACAGACCUCCAAAUAAAUGGACUCAGCUGGACACUCAGAUACUGCGGACAGGGACGCACCCUUAAAAAGCUGGACCCUCAGACCAGCUCACGGGAGGCCCUGGACAGUGGGAAGGGGUUAUGCAGCGGGGCUUCUCAGAGACACUGGGUCGAGAAGGGGGGCUUGACACCCAAACUUCUGAAGCUCCGCAGAGUGGCUGUGAAUGGUUAUGGGUCCUGUAACAAUAACAAUGCCCCUCCUGGAUAAAGCUUCAACUGUGGCAUGACUUUUGUGAAUUUUGGGUGUGAAAGAUGGGAGGAAGCUGUAAGUCCAGAGGUGAUUUGAAGGGUGGGUGGCAUGUACCCUCACACUCAUCUCCUAAACUUCAUUGAGCCCCCCUCGGGUAUUACAGGCCUUGCUGCCCCUUCUCCCUUACUCCAAAAUCAGGCUACACCCUCCUUGCCUUCUACCUUGAAACUCAGGGACAUUCACAGGUGUCGUCUCCCUCCAUUUAAGAGCCCUCAGCCCAACCCCAGAAACACAGCACCCUCCUCUGUGCCAUGAUCCAAAGUGACCCCUUGGCUAGCUCAGGGGGCGACCCGGGAAACAUGCAGAAUGAAAAGGGAGAGGACAAGGAGCACAAACACCCCUUAAGAGAGCAAAAGUCCCGAGCUGGACCUCGGGGAAAGCUGGAGAGAAAAAAAUCCAAAUUUGCGUCUCACCUAGAGGCGGGUGGAGGAGCAGGGUC